Hemisphaericaspora subhashii is the source of this 387-nucleotide messenger RNA. It is a transcript of the gene KRE1, whose product is annotated as Kre1p. NCBI's taxonomy places the organism in Eukaryota, Fungi, Ascomycota, Pichiomycetes, Serinales, Debaryomycetaceae. Gene Ontology annotation, biological process: fungal-type cell wall organization. The transcript has a single exon. Bases 1 to 387 code for a protein of 128 amino acids. The record is from RefSeq and is a predicted model, not a curated record.
AUGGCAUUUGCAGCCGACCCAGCAACUACAACCACCACAACUAACACAACCCCAACCACCGCAUCACCCACAUUGGUAUGGGUAACAGGCACCGACGCCAAUGGAAACUUAGUAACCACUCAAUCUCCAUAUACCCAACAAUUCUCAUCUAUGUACACCGCCGUGGCAACUCCACAACUGGGUGAGAUUGGAUUAGGAACCAUUAGUGGUUCAGUGGGGGAGAUUCGGUCAUAUGAAGAGGUUACAGUUUCUCAAGGUGGUGCUGGUGGGUCAUUAAUUAGAAGAGCUAGUGGUGGUGAUGAGAUUGGCGCUAGGGGAUAUCUCUUGACAAGCGUUUUGAGUGGGUCAUUUAUUGCAUUUUUCGGGUUGGCGGUUUUAUUCUUUUGA